Molecule: messenger RNA, 1422 nt
Organism: Ochlerotatus camptorhynchus
Lineage: Eukaryota; Metazoa; Arthropoda; Insecta; Diptera; Culicidae
Product: cytoplasmic tRNA 2-thiolation protein 1
Exons: 2
Coding region: 279-1304 (341 amino acids)
Biological process (GO): tRNA wobble position uridine thiolation
Cellular component (GO): mitochondrion; cytosolic tRNA wobble base thiouridylase complex
Molecular function (GO): tRNA binding
Source: RefSeq, a predicted model, not a curated record
CGUAAUUCAAAGUCUAUCUAUGUUUGCCACCAAUAGUAUCGGACAAAGCGAAUCCACCUCCCCCGUACACAAUUAUCGUACCUGGGCGAGUUUUUUUUUUUCAUAAUUAAGGAUACAAUUUGUUUACGUUUGCGACUUAGGCCUUUAUGAAUGCUCAGUACAGUUUAUUGACAUCAUUCUUUCGUGUUGUGCAGACCUGCCAGAAGCAUGGCGAAAACUAAAAAAGAUCGAACUACAAGUUUUGGAUUUUAAAAUACUAUUGUAAGUGAUAAGUGAGAAUGCCGAUUUCAUGUAGAACUGGAUGUGGCAGAAAUGCUUUCCUGAAGCGUCCAAAAACGGGAAACGCAUUGUGUAAGGAAUGUUUCUUUCUUGCAUUUGAAACGGAAAUACAUAACACAAUUGAGCAAAACAAAUUAUUUGAGCGUGGAAAUUUGGUGGCCAUAGCAGCCAGUGGUGGAAAGGACAGCACAGUAUUGGCCUAUGUCUUGAAGGUUUUAAAUGAAAGAUAUGAUUACGGUUUAAAAUUAGUGUUAUUAUCGAUCGACGAAGGCAUCACUGGAUACCGAGACGACAGUCUCGAGACUGUAAAGCAAAAUCGUGAUGACUAUGGAAUGGAGUUAAAAAUUCUAUCGUACGAAGAACUUUACGGGUGGACUAUGGACAAAAUUGUAGAUAAAAUAGGAAGGUCUAACAAUUGCACAUUUUGUGGAGUAUUUCGGCGUCAAGCAUUGGACCGAGGAGCUCGUUUAAUGCGAGUGGAUUGUGUAGCAACCGGGCAUAACGCAGACGACAUAGCGGAAACAGUUUUGAUGAACAUACUUCGAGGAGAUACUGCACGCUUGCGUAGGUGUUGUAACAUAAAGACCGGAGGAAAAGAUGCAGAUUCUAUUCCGCGUGUCAAGCCCCUGAAAUAUGCAUAUGAGAAAGAGAUAGUAAUGUACGCGCACUUUAAGAAGCUAAUUUAUUUCUCCACUGAAUGCGUUUUUGCACCAAACGCAUAUCGUGGCCACGCAAGAGCUUUUCUUAAAGAUUUGGAGAAAAUAAGACCAUCAGUUAUAAUGGAUAUAAUCCACUCAGGAGAACAGUUAUCUUUUAAAGAUACCGUGAAAGUACCGUCAAGAGGAACAUGCAAUAGAUGUGGUUUUGUGUCGUCGCAACAACCGUGCAAGGCUUGUGUACUAUUGGAAGGACUGAAUCGUGGGCUCCCAAAAUUAGGCAUUGGGAAGAAGUCCAAAGCGAACAGGAUGAUCGCUGCUCAAAAUAGUUUGAGGCAAAGCGCAAGCUUAGUUAAGGAUGAUUUCUAGCACUCCUAAGAAAUUAUUUGAAAUCUGUACACCUCAUACAAAACGUAUACAUUAUAUGUACGGAUUACGGUUCUGUACGGUGAAUAUGUACAUUGUAGUAUUUCAUUAAUAAAGCGAU